Messenger RNA from Neohortaea acidophila, 309 nucleotides. RefSeq lists its product as uncharacterized. Bases 1 to 309 code for a protein of 102 amino acids. The record is from RefSeq and is a predicted model, not a curated record. The transcript has a single exon. NCBI's taxonomy places the organism in Eukaryota, Fungi, Ascomycota, Dothideomycetes, Mycosphaerellales, Teratosphaeriaceae.
AUGCCUCUGCAAAGAAUAUGGCGACCCUGGACGGCGAGACGGUUCGUCACUCCGCCACGGAGUCGAAGCACGCAGCGCCGCACCUUUCUAGGCCUUCAGCGCGGCCCUCCUCAAUCGCAGGCAACAAACGCAUAUCUGGUCGGCCAAGGCCUGAUCAUUGUCCUGCUCGUCGAUUUGGCAAUUGCGACCGCGAUGCAGGACAAGACGACUUUCCGCUCCAUCUGCCAAGCUGCCGGAUGGUGGCAGGAUCCUCCACACUUCCAGGAGGCCCACGGCAGCGGUGAUGCCAGCGCAGAGGGUGAGAACUGA